AUGGAGGGCAUAACCGUCUUUGUCAUCGUACAGAAGAUAUACUACCCCUUCCUCUGCAUCAUGGGUAUCCCAGCAAACCUCUUCACAUUCUACAUGAUCUGUUUCCGUAAAUGUGGGAUGUCCAGCACAGCCAUCGUUUACCUGAGCUGUCUGGCCAUCGUGGACACCUUCUACCUGCUGUGGGUUAUCCUCAUCGACCUCACUCUCACUUUCUGGAUGCUACAGCCCUUCUGGCACUCCCACCCCUGGUGUGGCAUUCUUGGAUUUCUGCAGUAUGGAACUCUCUACAGCUCCUCUUGGAUUGUGGUGGUGUUCACCAUUGAGCGUUACCUCGUCCUCCGCAGCACAGCCGCCAAACAGCACUUCUCCCAGGCCUGGGUCACCAAACUAACCUGCACGGCUAUUGUGCUGGUGUCCCACAUGGUUUCUGUGCCUCUGGCUUGGAUCAACGUUGUCACACCUGUGAACUACACCGUGGACGGCGUGAACGUGACGCUGCCCAGGUGUCGAUAUCGUGAUGAGACCUACUCCACAGUUAUAGUGUGGGUAACCACAUUCCUCUCUGGAGGAAUCCCCAUCGUGUUGGUUGUCAUCUUCAACUCCCUCAUCAGCUACCAUCUGUGCCGCGCCAGCAACCUCUUCACCAAGGAAGAGCGGCGCAUCAUGCAUGGGAAGAGCACCAGGGGCAUGUUGAGGAGGACUGUUCUGCUGCUGGGCACUGUCUCAGUGACUUUUGUUGUUCUCAGCCUGCCUCGCUUUAUCACAUACUGCAUCCUGAGGACCCAGUACAACGAUGAGAGCUUCAACAGGAACGACUACAGCAUUCCCAUCAAUGUGGCUGGAGACUUAGCCAACAUGCUGCAAAACUUAAACUCCACCACCAACUUCCUGCUCUACUGCAUUGUCAGCCGGUGCUUUCGACGGGAGCUGGUCCAGGUGUUGACUUGCAAGUCGACGGCCCGCGAGGUGGGCUCCGUCCUCACCCAGACUACCAUGAAAGUCUUCUCAGUAGCUGAUCAUAAGACUUCACCAUCCAGCUAUCGUGGAAGUGUGGUGCUAAUCAAUCUCAAACAGACAGAGUAGAAACAAACUCCAAGAGCAGGCAAUGUCCACUCUCUCAAAAUGUGCCUUUAACCAUGGAAGUUCAUUCUUGAUCUUAGAAGUAGCAGCUUCACAAAACAGCCUUGUUUCAAGGUCCACCUACCCACUUCUUGUAGAGCGUUAACCCCAACAA
This is a messenger RNA of Stegastes partitus (bicolor damselfish), 1234 nucleotides long. Its product is annotated as probable G-protein coupled receptor 139. The record is from RefSeq and is a predicted model, not a curated record. The transcript has 2 exons. NCBI's taxonomy places the organism in Eukaryota, Metazoa, Chordata, Actinopteri, Pomacentridae. Gene Ontology annotation, cellular component: plasma membrane. Bases 1 to 1083 code for a protein of 360 amino acids. Gene Ontology annotation, molecular function: G protein-coupled receptor activity. Gene Ontology annotation, biological process: G protein-coupled receptor signaling pathway.